UGGGGUUGUGUUUGUAUAGCAACCAAAUCCGGGCAUUUCCAUGUUCCUAGAUACCAGUUUGACACAUCCAGGGAAAAAUGUGUUUCGGGACCGGCUAAAACUAAACAAAGCAGCAAGUUGACUAAAAAGACUAGAUUACAAUGGACAUCACGAAGGGCAGUCUCGAUAGUAUCUCACGUCCUGCAUCCAGCGAGCGUUCUCGCCCUGGUAGCCGAGUUUCUAGUGCAUCGCUGCUAGAAAGAAGAGUCAACCACGCCAUCCCUGGGUCCUUGGUUGUUCUAAGCCCAGAUAUCCCAGAAAUGCAGGACCGAAUGAGCACGCCAGAAAAUGUCUGUUCCUCAAAGUCUUCUGAAGACCUGCCCCAAGGGCUGUUGGAUGUUGAACUGACUGAAGCAACCACUGCCCAAGCAGAGGACAUUGUGGAGUCAGCUCUGCCUGACAAUGCCUCCCCUGAUACUGAAUCUGAUGAGGAAAACAAAGAUCCAGAGGUUCAGAAAGCCAUCCAUAAAAUGAGGAAGUUGGACAAAAUCCUGGCUCUGAGGAUCUCUAAGGAAAUAGACAUCAAAAGGCAAGGGAAGGAACUCCAUCAAAAACUAUGGGAAGAAUUACAGGAAUUGAAGCCUAAGGAGGCACCGGAACGUUCUGACGAAGCUGAAAAUACAAGACUGUUUUUGGCUCUGUCUUCCAGCACUUUUAGCUCCAGUGAUGAGGUGGAUUAUCCCCCGGUGUUCGAGACCCAGAUUCCAGACGAUCAGUGCGACAGGGAUGGCAGUUACAGGAGAGAAAGUGAAACGGACCGUAGUAAAAUGGCAGAUUCCUCCAAAGUGGCACUCGAGGAGAGUGUGACAGAUCAGUCAGAGGGCAGACCGUGCGGAGUCGACAGGGGCAAGAAGAAACAAGACUUUGUGAAGAAAAACAUUGAGCUGGCGAGGGAUGCUGGGAGCCAGGUGCUAAUGACGGACGCGGAGAAGACGCGGCUGGCGGAGCUCCUCCAGGAUCUGGACAGUGGGGACGAGGGGGACCAGGCAGACCCCAAUCUGUUGGCUGUGCUGACAUCUACAGGCGAGGGCUACACCCCUGAGCCCGCUGAACUGGACCAGCUCCGUCAUAUUGACUCCAGACUGCAGCUUCUCCUUCCUGUGGAGGACUUCCUGUCCCUGCGCAGCAAAUACCCCGGCCACAGCUUGCCUGAGGGCCCCAGGGCUGGCUGGGAUAGCGAAGGUGACAGACUGCCAGGAGAGAAGGUUCUCCAGGACCUGAGGGUGACUCGAGAGCAGGAGACGCGGCUGAGGGAGAUAGAGCAGCAGCUGGAGCAGGACCAGGUCGGCACGUGUGGAAGACCCGUUCUGUCGGAGGUGCAGCUGAGCAGCCUGUUGGAGGACUGUGUGGUGGCCUUGAGCAGGCUGCCUUCCUCGCUGACCCCGUCUGGGGCCGGAUCUGGGGACCGGUCCCCUGGGGCUUCGCUGAACUGUCCCAGCAGCCCCUGCUCACUCCUGGACAGCAUGCCUCGGCUCUCAGACUCCGUGCUCUCCGAGCUGCUGAGAAGCGCCCGCAGUCUGGAGACGCCGCUGCUGGGAGACGGCACGCCGUGUGGGUGAUCAGGUCACAUGACCUGCAAGCCAACGAAGCACACUUCUCUGUCUCUCUCACACACACACACAUAUACAUACAUGGAAACACAUGCAGAUGCGUGUGCACGUACACACACAUGCAGUGCAUGCACGGACAAACAGACACACAAAUGCAAACACACAUGCAUGUUUAAUUACUUUUAAAUUAAACUGUAUGAAACUGUUUUCUGAAUUUGUGCUUUUUAUUUUUGCAUCAAGUGCAUAUGCAUUUUUAAAAACUAAUCCACUUGUAGGAGAAGCGCUAGUACUUAGAAAAUGUGAUCCUACAGCGUUGGGGGACCACUGGCGGACCAUUUGCUAGUUUUUCCACACUGCCGUUUCAAGUAUCUGCUGUUUGUGGGACAGAAAAGCUAUCAGUGAGGAAAUGACCGGACCAGACCAGUCUUUUUAAGAUGCUGAAUUACUAACUCUUGAUAUUUAGAAAUUAAUCAUGCAAUGUUUUAUUAGUUUGAAUGAAGCUUAAGUUGGAUCAGGACUUUAUGUACCCUUUGGUCACAAUGUGCACAUUUUUUCCUGGAGAUGUAGUCAGAGGAAGGGAUCAGAUUGGAUGCAGUGGGGGAAGUUACCUUGUGUAUUAAUGAGGGGUCAUGCAUAGCUGCUUCGGGGGGACAAAGGGACCGUGCAGGACUCCUAACGGCCGGGCCGUCCCAUUAUGGCGCUGGCUCCGGUGGGGAAGAAAUUCCACGCAUGCCAACCUCCACAGGUGAGCCCGCCGCUCCCGGAGGAGUCCUCAAUGGGGUAACUCUAGGGUGAAAUGCUUUUGUUCCAUCCUACCAAUCCUGCUAAUUUAACUUCAGGCUAUUUUCUUUUCUUUUUUUCUAAUUUGUCCUUAUUUGGUAAUGCUCUAAUUUGCAGAACGAAUUCAGUGCUUGUGAGCGUAGAAGGGUCACGGUCCACAGUCAUGUUCCGGCAGUACAUCAUUUUGUGUCAUAAUUAAUUAGCUGUUUAUGUUGAGUAUUAAACUGUGAGUCUGCAGUUGUGAUCAGGCAUCUUCAGGCUGUAACGGUAGUAGAGGCACGGCAUUACGUUUCUGCAACGAUCUGGGAAGGAUUCCUUAAUAGGAAAGUGCACCUGGACAUCUUGAGGGGAAAGUUUUGUUUUCUUGGAAUGAAGAUUCGCUUUUCUGUUCCCCCGGAGGGCAAUACCUUGCACAUUCAGGGAAGCCAGAGGAUCACAGUGGCUCCUUUUAGCAAACACUAAACCAGGUUUUACUGAACGUUCCAGCCAACAGAAAACAGAACCAGAAAUUCUCUGGAUGAAGUUAUUUUCUGAUUGUGAUGGGAAAGGGGCUAAAAAAAAACAGGACUGAUCACAGUUAUGUUUUCUGAUGUCAUACGGUGCACUGAUACUAUCCUGGUUCUUAAGUCAAGGACUUAAGUGUACUAAUAAGUGCACUGAUUUUUCCUCAAGGUCAGUUUUCAGAUUUCAGACAUGACUGGCAGACAGCAGAUCUGACUUUUUUAUGGCCCUGGACUGGCCUUGUCAUCCAGAGACGUGUGUGAGGAUCUGAGAAAGCAGACUCUCCUUAAUUCCCACCAUAAACUCACGGCCCCUCGCUCCUCAGCCACCUCAAUGUUUGUUAUGCACGGGAUGUGGCGUAGCUUUCCCCCACUGUGCCCAGAGCUGCAUUUCAGUGCACGCUGCUGGAGGAGUGUAAUUAUUUAAUGGGGGGGGCUCUGACCCUCAAUUAAAAAAAAAAUGAUUGCGCUGUUUUGACAGCCUGUAGGAAACCACUGCCUGGAGGUGCCGUUUCAAAUACGUCUGCUCUUCCAUCCUUCUCUCCGGUGGCUUGGAUUUGUAACAUCUUGUUGCGUUUACUCAUGCAAGCCUCUGAGUGAAACCUGGGGCCACCGUAUGUUAGAACUGAAUGUUCGCGUGCGCCGUGAUAAACAGCCUCCAGCAGCUCAGGGCUGUUGGGCGGUCACAGAGAAAGGCGUUACGUUUUUUAAGGUGCCCCGAAUGUGCGAGCGUGUUUGCGCAGACUGCUUUAGCCGAGCCUCUGAUGGGUUGAGCGGGGCCUGUAAAGUGACUGAGUCAACAGCCCGGUUCUAUUCUCAGACUGUAUACGAGCACCGUGCCUCUGAACUGGUAAUGGGAAGCCAAAGAGCAGAGGAUGCCAAUCACAAGAAUGUCUCGGAUAAGUGGGACUUCACUUUGUUAGUUGUUUGACAGCUUAUUCUCCAGACAUUUUAAGAAAUAUGGUUGCUGAAUUGCGCAUAUACUCAACAGGGUGUUUACAACAGUUCGUUAAAUGUGAACGAAAGGCAGUCUAUAGUCUAAAAUCUAUUAUAGUUUGACUUCCUUUUGUUUGCCAGGAGAAGAGCCAAGUUCAGGUGAUUGUUGGAUAUUUAAACACAUUGCGUUCUCUGUAAGCGAUGCAUGAUGGUCUGUUGUUUAUUGACAUUAGUUGGAUUUAUAACAUCCUGUCAUUCUGUCUUGCAUUUAAAUAAUAAAUUAUUUUAAUUAAAAUCAGUCCAUUUAUUCAAAGAUUUUCAUAAUGGUUAACAUAUAACAUUUUCAAAGUGUAAUUCACAGACUUCAUUACAUAUAAUAACUGCAAGUUCAGUAUAACAUUAAAUGGAUACAAAAGAAUGAGCAGCAAUACUUUUCCAACAGGGAAAAAUCCAGAGACACAUAUGAGUGAAACCAGUUACAUUUUUUGGACUAUGCUCUCUUGUAGAAAGAUGUAACUUAAUCAAACAAUAAAUUGUGGUGUCUAGUAUUGUGUGUUUUUUAUUGUACACUGUAAGUAUUUCGGAGGACAUACGGUGUUUGUGAGAGAAAAGAUGAAUAUUUGCAUUUACAGAAACCAAGGAUAAUUUUAAAGAGCAAUCCCUGUCUGCUGUCCUUCAGGUAGAGUAAGCGAUGCACACGGAUCCAUUAUCAGUUAAUGACAGAUUAAUGGCUGAGUCAUGAAAACCACAAAGUGGUCAGCAUAUGACCGAGCUUACAGCAGAUGCUGGGUCCAGUGGCUGUUAAAGUGUUCAUGUAUGCGUGGAUUGCUUCAGUAUGUUUCUGCACAUUUAAAUCUGGGUCAUGGAUGUAAGUAGAUUAAUCAUCUGGACUCAAAUGACAAUGCAGUAAUGUUAAGAAAGGACAGGGGAUUCAGUUCUGCUGUAGUCUCUGGUGGAAAUGUUCUUUUUUCCACUUGUCAGUAGGGCUUGACACAGAACUCCACACAGAAAGGCCCAGGCCCAGGACCUUCUUGCUGUGAGGCGACAGUGCUACCAACUGCACCACCGUGCUGCCCAAUUAUUAUUAUCAUUAUUAUUAAGCACUGUACAAAAACAAAAGUAGGUUGUCACAAUGUUUGGUUAACCGGUGGCAUGCGGUGUGUUAGUGCUUGUGAAAAUGCUGUGUGGCUAGGGACUUUGGAAAACCACAAGCCAUCAUGACUGGUGAGCCAAAAUGUUAAUAUCAAGCCCUGCUUGUCAGUAUUUGUGUUUGUGUAGAGGGAAGAGACAUUUUCACCCUGUAAUGCUAUUAAAUUCCAUAAAAGCCAGAUUGGUUUACAUGUGGGCUGCAUGCAUUUGACUCUAUGCAUCACCUCCAUCAUAAAGAAGAAGCUCAAGAAUGCCACACAGGG
Anguilla rostrata (American eel) is the source of this 5217-nucleotide messenger RNA. RefSeq names its product fibrous sheath interacting protein 1 (gene fsip1). The record is from RefSeq and is a predicted model, not a curated record. NCBI's taxonomy places the organism in Eukaryota, Metazoa, Chordata, Actinopteri, Anguilliformes, Anguillidae. The coding region runs from base 141 to 1598 and encodes 485 amino acids. The transcript is spliced from 11 exons.